Diplodia corticola is the source of this 768-nucleotide messenger RNA. Its product is annotated as ubiquinone biosynthesis protein coq7. The transcript is spliced from 2 exons. NCBI's taxonomy places the organism in Eukaryota, Fungi, Ascomycota, Dothideomycetes, Botryosphaeriales, Botryosphaeriaceae. The coding region runs from base 1 to 768 and encodes 255 amino acids. Gene Ontology annotation, cellular component: mitochondrial inner membrane. The record is from RefSeq and is a predicted model, not a curated record. Gene Ontology annotation, molecular function: 3-demethoxyubiquinol 3-hydroxylase activity. Gene Ontology annotation, biological process: ubiquinone biosynthetic process.
AUGCCGGUUUCAUUUUCUCCCCGCGUUACUGGGGCCACCCGCACGUUGCGCCCCCAAUUUCUUUCUGCGUCCAGAUCCGUCGCGCCGGCUGUCGUACGAUUCAGAAGAUGCGCCUCGUCUGCUGCCACCGCCCAAACGCCAACUGACAAUGAGGCUCUCCUGUCGACCUCGCGCAGCACUGGUGAGCCGCGCACUGCAUUGAGUCGCGAGCAAAAGGCGUACCUUGAUAGCGCUCUGCGCGUCAACCAGGCAGGCGAGCUGGCUGCCGUUCUCAUAUACCUCUCGCAAACCCCGCCUAUCACCAAGGCCCACCCAAAGCUCCGCCCGCUGAUGAAACACAUGCUCGAGCAGGAGGAGGGUCACUUCCACAAGUUCAACCACCUCAUUGCCAAGCAUCGUAUAAGGCCAACCGCCAUGUAUCCGGUAUGGAAGGCCGCAGCAACAGUGCUGGGAUGGGGGACCGGUGUUAUGGGCCGUGAAGCUGCCAUGGCCUGUACCGAGGCAGUGGAGACGGAAAUUGGCUCGCAUUACAACGAGCAAGUCGCCAAGCUGCUUGAAUGGGAGAAACAGUUAAGCGCGAAAGGCGAACAGCUGAGUCCAGAUUUGCAGGUGCUUCUGCAGGAUUUGCGCCGUAUUCGUGAUGAGGAGUUGGAGCAUCUGGACCACGCCGUCGAGAAUGACGCAAAGGAAGCCCGGCCAUACGAGCUUCUCACCAACGUUAUCCGUGGGGGAUGCAGGGCUGCUAUCUGGGUGUCAGAGCGUGUCUGA